Molecule: messenger RNA, 1207 nt
Organism: Cololabis saira (Pacific saury)
Lineage: Eukaryota; Metazoa; Chordata; Actinopteri; Beloniformes; Belonidae
Product: histone H1.0-B
Exons: 1
Coding region: 242-835 (197 amino acids)
Biological process (GO): negative regulation of DNA recombination; chromosome condensation; nucleosome assembly
Cellular component (GO): nucleosome; nucleus
Molecular function (GO): nucleosomal DNA binding; structural constituent of chromatin; double-stranded DNA binding
Source: RefSeq, a predicted model, not a curated record
GAAUAAGACACCUAACUUCACCAGCGCUCGGACCUGUCACUUUGUUUCACAACUAUUUAGACAAAAAAAAAAAAAAGAAAUAAGUGAAGAAAUUAUCUGACAACUUUGAAUUUUGGGGGAAAACGGGUCUGUUUUGAGAUUUUGAUAUUUUUUUUUUUUGCUCUUUCUAACGGACAAGUGAAUUCACACCUAUAAGACUUUUUUCUUAUCUUUUCCGUUAACUUACUCACAAAGAAAAGUCAUGGCAGAGACGUCGACGGCGCCGGCCAGAGCCAAGAAGGCGUCCAAGCCCAAGAAGCCCGCGUCUCAUCCCAAGUACUCGGAGAUGAUCCAGGCGGCCAUCGUGCACGACGCCAGCCGCAGCGGCGCGUCCCGCCAGUCCAUCCAGAAGUACGUGAGGAAGAACUACAAAGUGGGCGACAACGCCGACGUGCAGAUCAAGAUGGCCCUGAAGAGGCUGGUGGCGGCGGGGAUGCUGCGCCACACCAAAGGCAUCGGCGCGUCCGGCUCCUUCAGGCUCACCAAGCCCGAGGACUCCAAGAAGUCUGUCAAGCCGGCGCCCCCGGCGCCCAGAGCCAGGAAGGUGGCCAAAGCCAAGCCCAAGAAGGCGGCCAAGCCCAAGAAGGUGGCCAAGACGCCCGAGAAGCCCAAGAAGGCGGCGGCCAAGAAGGUGAAGAAGGUGAAAGCCAAGAAGGCGACGCCGGUCAAAGCCAAGAAGGCUCCGGCCAAGAAGCCCAUUAAGGCCACCAAGCCCAAGGCGAAACCGGCCAAGAAAGCUGCAAAACCCAAGGCAAAGACGCCCAAAAAGGCAGCCAAGUCGGGGAAAAAGAAGUAGAGGGACAAUGAAAUGCAAAGAACUGUAAAUACUUGAGGAAAUGUUUUCGUAUAUGUAUUAUUUUUGUAAGGUUUCAUGCAAGUGUAAGCUGUUUUUACCAGUAGUUUUCACUCCAUUGCCCUAUAAACCAACAUAACAUUGUAAAAGCUGUAAAAAAGUAUUGUAAGCAUUUUUAUAUUUUUCAAAAAAAAUUAUGUGAUUGGAUACAAUUAGACCAGUAUGGGUCUGAAGGUUUUAUUCAACUUUCAGUUUGUAUAUAUUUAUUUUUUUUCCAUUUUCUGACGACUCAUAAUAAGCAAACAUCCCAUUGUUGGUCACUUUUGAAGACUGUUUUCAAUGUAAUUCAAUAAACCGUUAUCUUCUUAUAAAAAA